Messenger RNA from Salvelinus sp. IW2-2015, 724 nucleotides. RefSeq names its product inositol 1,4,5-trisphosphate receptor-interacting protein-like 2. The record is from RefSeq and is a predicted model, not a curated record. Lineage: Eukaryota; Metazoa; Chordata; Actinopteri; Salmoniformes; Salmonidae.
AGAGGGAACGAGAAGAGAGAGAGACAGAGAGAGAGAGACAGAGAGAGAGAGAGAGAGAGAGAGGAGGAUGAGUGUGUACACUCUUAACCUGCGGGUGUUCUGGCCUCUGUUGACCUGUGUGUUGACUGGUCUGGUUUUCCACCACCACAUAACCCACUGGCUAAGCCCAGAAUCAGGCCCCGAUCCUGGGUACGAGGCUGGGACAGAGCCCUGCUCUGACCAGGGCCCUCCUGUCUUUUUCUCCCUCAUCAAACUACUACUGGCCUGUGUCCUCUGCUACCUCUUCAUAAGGUACUGCUCCGCCCACCCAGGGGGGCCCCAGAGGGUGCCUCUCGAGGCCGCUGACGGGGCUCUGAAAUCGGGUUGGUCUCGUCGAGAGGUCCUGGAGGACUACUACGAGCGCUGGGUGCGUCUGUCUCCUCACGUCCUGGGGCACAGCAAGGCCCACGUGGCCAAACUGGUCGGGGAGCUGGUCAGAGCCGGACGUGCCACUGGAGGUAUCCCAGAGUCCUCUCUGGCGUUCCGGGGAGACUUCCUGCAGGUGGGCAGUUCAUACGAGGAGCACAAGGUGGGCGCUCCAGAUUACUAUGAUAUCCUGGUACCUCUGAAGAUUCCCCGAGAACUGAAAUUGGAGCCACGAGUAUACAGAGGGGAGAGGAGGGGGGAGGAGUUAGAAGAAGGACGAGAGAGGAGAGGAGAAGGGGGAGGGCAAGAGGAGAUGUGA